Molecule: messenger RNA, 1567 nt
Organism: Pygocentrus nattereri (red-bellied piranha)
Lineage: Eukaryota; Metazoa; Chordata; Actinopteri; Characiformes; Serrasalmidae
Gene: sox14
Product: SRY-box transcription factor 14
Exons: 1
Coding region: 647-1435 (262 amino acids)
Biological process (GO): cell differentiation; anatomical structure morphogenesis; regulation of DNA-templated transcription
Molecular function (GO): DNA-binding transcription factor activity, RNA polymerase II-specific; RNA polymerase II cis-regulatory region sequence-specific DNA binding
Source: RefSeq, a predicted model, not a curated record
GCGCUAGCACACCAAAGCGGCUUCGGCGCGUUUGAAGCUCCGCCGCGUUCUGGCGCUCAUUCACAGCCAGGUGCUUCAGCGAGAGCAGGAACAACACACACACACACACACACUCACUCACACACUCACACGUACACACCCCUGGCGCACACACACACACACACACACACUCACAGACACACACGCAGAAACGCGCGCGCGUACAGAGAGGGGAGCUGUUUCACUUUCUCGGAGCUUCUUUUGCUGCUGUUGCCUCACCUGAGUGGAUUUUUGGGCUCUCUCUCUCUCUCUAUCUCUCUCUCUCUCACUUUCUCUCUUUCCGUUUCUCUCUUUUGCUUUCUCUCUCGAGCUCAACCUUAAAGACGAGACGCGGACGAGAGAAUAACUUUCAGCAACUUUUUGAAACUCUUUCUCGAAAAGAAAACAUUUGGAUUUUUGUUUUGCCCUCAUGCCCUUUUUCCCGGCAAAUUGAAGUGGCAUGAUCACCAUCUGCAUCUCCCGCCAGCACGGGUGAAUACUUGCACGCGCGUUUUCACCACUCCUAAUUGCUAUUAAUUAUCAUUUGCGCCGUUAUUUGGGCGGGAGCCCGCGCUCCCCUGCCUGCGCCGCCGCCGCUGCCGCCGUCGACGCCGCCGCCGCCGCCGUCAUGUCCAAGCCUGUCGAUCACAUCAAGAGACCCAUGAACGCGUUCAUGGUGUGGUCGCGCGGCCAGAGGAGGAAGAUGGCUCAGGAGAAUCCAAAGAUGCACAACUCCGAGAUCAGCAAGAGGCUGGGCGCCGAGUGGAAGCUGCUGACGGAGUCCGAAAAGCGGCCCUACAUCGACGAGGCCAAGCGGCUGCGCGCGCAGCACAUGAAGGAGCACCCGGACUACAAGUACAGGCCAAGGCGCAAGCCCAAGAACCUGCUGAAGAAGGAACGCUACGUCUUCCCCCUGCCGUACCUGGCGGACGCGGAGCACCUGAAGGCGGCGCUUCCGGUGCCUGUCAGCGCCGCCGACCACGCGCUGGAGAAAGCGGCGGCCGCACGAGCCUUCCUGCCCCCAUCUGUCACCUCGCCCUACUCCCUCCUCGACCCGGGCCAGUUCGGCACGAGCAGUAUGGGCAAACUGGCCGGCGACAUGACCCCGUACGCGCUGAGCUCGCUGAGCUCGCUGCCCUACGCGUCCUCGCUCGGCUACCACCAGAGCGCCGGCGCCUUCGGGAGCCACCAGACGGCCCAGCAGACGCAGCAGCAGACGCAGCAGUCGCAGCACGCUGGCCCGCACGCGGCCACGCACACGCACCCGUCGCCCACCAACCCGGGCUACGUUGUGCCCUGCAACUGCGCGUGGUCCGCGGGGGGCGCGCUCCAGCCGCCCGUCGCCUACAUCCUCUUCCCUGGGAUGGGCAAGAGCGGGCUCGACCCUUACCCCUCCGCGCACGCCACGGCCAUGUAGAGGCAGCGCAGGGGGCGCAGAACACACCAGAUAGAAUAUAUAAACACAGAUAUAUUGGGGGAGGAAGAAGAAGGACAGUUUGUUCCUAAAAAAGAGGCAAAAAGAGGACAGGGACACCCCCCCCCGCCCCCC